UCAGCAGUGACUCAAGCUGCCCGUGAACGCCUCAUUAAUCGAGUAUAACUCAAACUUUUCUCGCAGCUGUGGAAGCCAUGGCCGGACCUCCUGUUGUUAUAUGGAAGGAAGAAGUGCAGCGUCUGUUGCAUUACAGAGAGCUGGUCCCCCGUCUGGAGGAGGCUUUGGGGAAGUUCUCCAGACGAGACAGCGCAGAGGUGAUCCAGCCUGUUCGCACCACACUUCCCCUGCAAAAACAUAAUGGCUUCCUAGGAUCAAUGCCUACAUACAUGGAGAAUGAUGGAGUCCUGUGCACAAAGCUUGUGUGUUUUUACAAGAGGGAGGCUGGUUCAACUCUGCCAGCCACACAAGCCACAGUGAUGCUGCUGGACCCAGAGUAUGGGAAUGUAAAGGCUGUCAUUGACGGAGAGGGAAUCACAGGAAUGAGGACAGCUGCGGUCUCGGCCAUCUCUGCUAAGCUGCUGAUGUGCCCUGAAGCAGAGGUGUUGGCCAUCUUGGGGACUGGCAAACAGGCAUUAACUCAUUACAAGAUCUUUACAGAAAUGUUUCCAUUUAAAGAGGUGCGUGUGUGUAGCCGAACAAGAGAGGGAGUGGAGAGGUUUUGCCGCUCUGUCAGUGGUCCGGUGACGCCAUGUGGCUCAGUGGAGGAGGCGGUGAGGGGGGCAGAUGCCAUAGUGACGGUAACCCGCAGUACAGAGCCGGUGCUCUUUGGUCGGUGGGUCAAACCAGGAGCCCACGUGGCAGCAGUGGGAGCCUGCAGGCCAAACUGGCGGGAGCUGGACGACGUGUUGAUGAAGGAUGCGGUGGUGUACAGUGACAGCAGGGAAGGAGUAAUGAAAGAGUCCGGUGAUGUCAUCCUCUCUGGGGCUGAGGUGUUUGCUGAGCUUGGAGAUGUUAUUAAUGGGACAAAACCUGCACACAGAGAGAAAACAACCGUGUUCAAAUCCCUCGGAAUGGGAGUUGAAGAUGCAGUGUCUGCUAAGCUGAUAUUUGACCAAUGGAAAGCCAAAGCCAGCCUACCAUGAGGUGGCUUUGUAUUUCAAUCUGAACAUGACUUCUUUGCUUGACAUUCAUGGCCCACAAACUAAUCCAGAUCAAGGCAAUAUAGGACAGGACAAGAAAUAACAUAGUUCAGUCCAAAUUAAUUUUACUUUAGAUUACCCAUCCUGACAAAAAAAGCCUCUGCUGUGUAACCUGAUAAACCUACAUGCAAACAAAUUUGCCAUAGAGCUGUAUUAUUUAAUGACGAAACCGUAAGUUAAUUUAUCAAAUAGAGUAAAUGUCCCUAUUAAGCCUACGUACAAAAUAACCCUAAUUGCAACUUCUGGGUUAAGAAAAAACACUUUUUGCUGUGCUAUGUUUCUUCCAAUGGAGCUGCUUAUUACAAAAAUGAUAGUUUUUAUUGUAAGCCAAUCACAUUUUUCUAUAUUGAGUUAUCGAAGCGCAUGUGUGAUUUAAACCAGGAGAAGUGGCAAAAACAUGUAGGUACUUUGCCCUCAUAUAUGGAAGAACACGGGGGACUCUACUAAAAUGAUAAUGUUAUCUUGAAAAUGAUAUGUAAUUCCACAAUAAAAAAACAAAUUUUCAAC
Molecule: messenger RNA, 1589 nt
Organism: Anoplopoma fimbria (sablefish)
Lineage: Eukaryota; Metazoa; Chordata; Actinopteri; Perciformes; Anoplopomatidae
Gene: crym
Product: crystallin, mu
Exons: 8
Coding region: 78-1025 (315 amino acids)
Biological process (GO): thyroid hormone metabolic process
Cellular component (GO): cytoplasm
Molecular function (GO): thyroid hormone binding
Source: RefSeq, a predicted model, not a curated record